UUUCCAUUCUUACCGAACUUAUUUAUUUUAUAAUUAGUUCUUGUGCUGUUGAAGUUUUAUUGUUAAAAAGUUUUUUGCAUUCUCUACAAACUACUUUUUGUGAAAUUAAGUGUAUUAUCUUUGUGUAUUAGACCGAUAAUACUAUCUCAAGAUAAAAAUAGUAAUCAUAGUUCAAAAAGCUUAAUAACUGCGAAUAUAAUACAGGUUUUCAAAUGAUAUCAUUAGUGAUUAACCUAAACCCAUUUAUAAUUCUUUAGUUUCACCAAUUAUUGUUACAGACAUGCAGAGAUUAUAUCUCAGAAUUUUUAAUGAAAUAGGAAGGAGACGAUUUUCUACAGAAGUAUCAGCAGCUGCCACAAAGGAAAAUGUUAAAGCAGAAACCCUUACUGAUCUUUUUGGAAGAAACCACACCUACCUUAGAAUUUCUUUAACUGAAAAGUGCAAUUUAAGAUGUCAGUACUGUAUGCCAGCAGAUGGUGUAAAGCUGUCAGAAAAAUCUAAGCUCUUGACUACAGAUGAGGUGUUAAAAGUAGCUGAGCUUUUUGUUAGGGAGGGGGUUAAUAAAAUAAGGUUAACUGGUGGAGAGCCUACUAUUAGGAAGGAUCUAAGAGACAUAAUCUAUAAUCUUAAAAAACUCGAAGGCCUAGACGUGGUUGCUAUGACUACCAACGGUUUAGUAUUAACAAAACAGUUGGUAGCCUUACAGAAAGCUGGACUAGACAUCUUAAACAUAAGUUUGGACACCUUAAAGCCAGAACGUUAUGAGGUUAUGGCUCGUAGAAAGGGAUGGCAAAGAGUGAUGAUGGGCAUCGAUCUUGCAUUACAACUUGGAUAUAAUCCUGUAAAAGUUAACUGUGUAGUCAUGAAAAAUUUUAAUGAUGAUGAAAUUUUGGAUUUUGUGGAGCUCACCAAGGACAAGAAUGUGGACGUUAGGUUUAUCGAAUACAUGCCAUUUUCAGGAAAUAAAUGGGAAGUGGACAAAAUGAUUUCCUACAAAGAUAUGGUUAGUAGGAUACGCAAGAAAUGGUCCGAUUUCUCUCCGCUUGUUAAUGGACCUAACGACACGUCAAAAGCAUGGAAAGUUCCCGGUUUCCAAGGGCAAGUAGGAUUUAUCACGUCUAUGAGUGAACAUUUUUGCGGAUCGUGCAAUAGGCUUAGAAUAACAGCAGACGGAAACUUGAAAGUCUGCCUUUUCGGAAACACUGAAGUGUCCUUAAGAGAUGCAAUCAGAAGCAAUUGUUCGGACGACGAUUUGACUGCUCUCGUUAGUGCAGCUGUAAAAAGAAAGAAGAAGCAACAUGCAGGCACAACCAACACAUCCAGCAGAUUCGACAUGAACAUUACUCCAAAUUUAUCCAAAAAUCUUUCUCAUCUUUUUCCAAAAUCCUCAGCACUUUCCUUUCUAAGACACUAUUCAUCACAACAAAACACUCAAGAUCUAACCCAUGUCGAUGAGGAAGGAAAAGCACACAUGGUCGACGUGGCUGAUAAAAAUGUAACUAAGCGCGCAGCAUCUGCCAUAGCCGUAGUUAAAGUAGGUCCCCGCAUCACGCAACUCAUUUUAGAAAAUGCCAUAAAGAAAGGAGACGUCCUCACAAUCGCCGAGAUAGCAGGUAUUACAGGAGCCAAAAAAACUUCAGAAAUCAUUCCUCUUUGUCAUAAUAUAGGUCUCUCUUGCGUUAAAGUUCGCGCCCGUUUGAACAAAGAGCAAGAAACCGUCGAGAUACAAGCCCAAGUUCUAUGUGAAGGAAAAACCGGAGUGGAAAUGGAAGCUCUGACGGCUGUCAGUGUAGCUGCAUUAACGGUUUAUGACAUGUGCAAAGCUGUUAGUAAGAGUAUUGUUAUAUCCGAUAUACAUCUUUUGAGUAAACAGGGUGGCAAGAGUGGAGAUUAUGGUUCUGAAGAAUUUCAUUUGAGAGAAUACAACAGAAGGCCUACUACCGGAAUUUUUUCUCCUCGUGUUGGGCUCGUUUAAACUUAUUUUUUACAUUAUAUAAGCUUAAAGUGUAUCACUUUUGUCCUUAGUUGUUUGGUGUAAGGGGCGUUUAGCUAGAAUAAUUAUGUUAAACUAAAUUUGCUACUCUACUAGCCCAGUUGGCCUUGUUGAAGGCAUUACAGGAACUACCAAAAAUAUUAUGUCUAUUGUUGAGGCUUGAACAUUCAAUGUUGUCUCGUGAUUUAGGCUGUUACAAAUAAUUAACGUAAAAAUGGUGAUUACUGCUAUUCGAGUUAGUCGAACGAAAUAAUCGAUUUCGUCUUUAACGCAAACAUCCAACCGUUCAAACAAUUUGUAUGAAUCUGGCGAUAUUCUAUUACAAGCUUGGAUGUUCAAUCGUGGAUGUUCUUGAGCCAUGACAUCGGUUUCCUUCCAAUUCCUCUGCGGCCUUCGAUUGUACCUUUCAUGAUAAGCUGAAGAAUUCUGUACCGGCCUCUCCUAAGAACAUGCCCUAGGUUAAUAAUAACUCAAUAUUUUUGUGCACUAUGUGUACAUUGUAUUUUGAGAAAAAAGUCUUGGUGCUGUUAUUGUUAAUUCUAAGAAAGUAAGCAGAUCAUCGAAAUAUUACCUAAUUUAUCAAAUACAAUAUUUUCUAACUCCGAACUCUUUAACCCCAUUAUACAUGCAUAUGAGAGUAGUCAAGGAGUCCAACAAUCAUAAUACUUACUCUAUAUAUCCAGGAAAUCCAUAAGUAGAUAUUGCGUGUUCAUUAAGCAAACAAUCGCAUCGUUAUUUUUUUAAAAUAUCAUAACUUUAAGGUACCAAAAUGAAUUUCAAACUAAAAUAAUGCGAGAACUAAUUAUAAACAAGAAAAUUGUAAUUUUGACGUUAAAACUCGAAUUUUCCAGCAUUAAUCACCAUCCCUCAUCAUACUACUAUUCUAUUGUAGACGUACUUAAUUAGGCAUAUUCUGUAACUGCAAACCGAGUAGAAAUGAGUCAAAUCGAAUAGAGGUUCGAAUAGAGGUCAGCAAGUAGGAAUUGGUAUUCUGUAACUCAUCUCGAUCUCUACUAUUGAAACGUUAGGUCGAAAUUGAUUUCGACUACACAAGCCCUGUCGAGAUCACAUUUCGACAUCGUAAUUGGUCUUGACGCUUGCGCAUUGCCAUUAUUAUUGUUUUGACGUUUAUUUGUUAAAUUAAUUAGUGAUUUUAGUUUGUGUUAUUUAUUUAGAUAAUUGUACAUGUAUUUAAUUUUAUAUACCAAUAAUUAUACAACAUCAAGGUUAAUAGAAAUCAUGAGACAUUUAAGAAUUGCUACUCUAAUUUACUGGUAGAAUGUGUAGAUUUGAACGUAUCUAUACUAAAUUUACAAUCAAGAUGCAGUAGAAAUAAACAAACCAAGACACGUUAAAUGCUACUAUGUAUAUACAUUGUAAAUUAUUAUUCGGGAGUGCUCCUAGUAGCAUUUAACGUGUCUUGGUUUGUUUAUUUCUACUGCAUCUUGAAUGUAAAUUUAGUAUAGUGUGUUUCAAACGAAAAACCAAAAUUUUUCUUAGAGAAAAAACUUACUUUUACCGUGCAAUAAUAUUUUAUGUUUAUAGAUAAAGUCUACUAUGUAAUUUAAAUGCUCAUCAGAUGUUUUUUCUUUGGUAUUCGUGUUCCCGAUCGGUGUUCCACUUGCCAUUUUUUAUUCUUGUUGACUUGUUAUGUUGAAUUUACCAAACUUAACCAAAACCAUAAAAAAAUCAAAAUUUCUUCUUUUUUUUGACGAAUUCUUCGCAGAGAACACUUACUUUACUUUGCAGUGUGGUGUUGCCACCUCCUCCUGAGCGCGCCAAAUAUAAGUGGGCGUUUUCGAUUUACAAGGAUCCCGAUGUGAGUUACGGAAUGCCAAUCCAAAUACGAAAACGACGCGAUAGAUAUCCAACAUUCCGAUUUCGAAUAAUUACGAUUCGACUUGUGUCAUUUCUAUUCGUUUUGUUAAAAGUUACAGAAUAGGGCAGAAUUUCAUGUUAAGUUAUGUGAGUACACACAGAAGAACAGUACUGUAUACACUUAAUAUAAAAAAAUCAUUCCUGAACUACGUCAUAAAUGUGCUUAGGGACACUGCCACUUAAUGGGUUACAGUGGUUCGGUUACCAUAAGAAAUUAUGCGUUUCCUGUAACGAACCUACUAAGAUAUUGUCGAUAAAAACAUUUUCGCCUAUACCGUUGAAAUUAAAAUAUAUUUUUUGAUACAAUUUUUAAAAAAAUUUCAAGUAAGUGUUUAAUAUAGUAAGUGUUUAAUAUAAUGUUUAUUGUAGAUUUAUAAGAAUUUUGAGUUUAAGAAUAAACUAUUUGUUAUCAUAGAGAGGUAUUUGAGACUAAAUAUAUGACAAAUUUCAACUUUAUAUACUGCAAAUUAUGUCGAAUGAAGGUAUCGAUAUACAGGGUGUUUCAUUAAUAAUUGAAAAUAUUUUAACCGUAAAUUCCUGGGCUCAACAUAUUAAGAUUUAACCCAAACCACCUAGUCCAAAAAUGCUUAAUAAGGAAUCUAGAUCUAUUUGAAAAUGGCAUCCUGUAAUUAGUUUUUUUUUAAUACCUCCAGAACGCUUCUAUUUAGAAAAACGAAAACUGCCUAUUUAUUUUCUAGAGAUAAAUCGAUGCCAAAAAUUUCGAAUUUAUAGUAACGACCAUAGAAAACGGUGAAUUCUACCGAAUUAAAGCAAGAGUGUCUUUUAGUAUUAGAAUAUCUCACAUUUAAUAAUCAUGUGUCAUAAAUGCUUAAAAGUUAAAGACAAAAAAGUUAUACGAUAAAAUAACCGUUGCCCUACCCAAAACGGACGCCUAUGACCGUUACUGGAAAUUCACAAUUUAUGGAAUCGACUUUUCUCUAAACGAUAAAUAGACGUACCAGUUUUCGUUUUUCUAAAUAGAAGCGUUCUGGAGGCAUUUAAAAAAAAACUAAUUAAAAGACGCCAUCUUCAAACAGCUCUAGCUACCUUAGGAAUGAUUUUUGGACUAGAUGAUUUGAUAAAAUAAUAAUAUUUUGAGCCCAAGAAUCUACAGGUAAAAUAUUUCUAAUUAUUAAUGAAACACCAUGUAUAUAGGAAAAAGUAUAUCGAUAUAAAUGCAUUAUACUACUAUGUAGAGAAGCACAAACUUAAAAAUCUACUUAAAAGAAAUAAAGUUGAAGUUAGUCACAUUGUUGAAUUUAAAGAGGUUGUUAAAUUGAUUGUUAAAUGCAUAUUUUUAUAAAUUUUUAUUAAAAUACAAUAUUUUUAAAUUA
Molecule: messenger RNA, 5205 nt
Organism: Diabrotica virgifera virgifera (western corn rootworm)
Lineage: Eukaryota; Metazoa; Arthropoda; Insecta; Coleoptera; Chrysomelidae
Gene: Mocs1
Product: molybdenum cofactor biosynthesis protein 1
Exons: 7
Coding region: 281-1975 (564 amino acids)
Biological process (GO): Mo-molybdopterin cofactor biosynthetic process
Molecular function (GO): metal ion binding; GTP 3',8'-cyclase activity; 4 iron, 4 sulfur cluster binding
Source: RefSeq, a predicted model, not a curated record